AUGCCUUCCAAAGGUUCCUUUUUGACAUCGGCCACUUUCACUACAGGCAGUGGUACCUUGCAGGAGAGUCAUACAAUGCGGUACUCGGGACUUCAAAGAGAAGUUUUCAAGCUAUAUCGACAAUGUCUACGAGCGGCAAGCAGGAAACCGGAGACAUCAAGGCAGCAUUUUCGAGAAGCCGCACAACGAGAGUUCCGAAGGAAUCAAGAUGUCGACAAGAAAGAUUUUUCCGCCAUUGAGGCACUCCUGCGAAUGGGCUCACGCAAACUCGAACUCUACUCGUCACCUGGUGUGAGAGACAUUCACUGA
Exophiala viscosa is the source of this 309-nucleotide messenger RNA. Its product is annotated as complex 1 protein-domain-containing protein. Gene Ontology annotation, biological process: mitochondrial respiratory chain complex II assembly. The coding region runs from base 1 to 309 and encodes 102 amino acids. The transcript is spliced from 3 exons. Lineage: Eukaryota; Fungi; Ascomycota; Eurotiomycetes; Chaetothyriales; Herpotrichiellaceae. Gene Ontology annotation, cellular component: mitochondrion. The record is from RefSeq and is a predicted model, not a curated record.